Lithohypha guttulata is the source of this 753-nucleotide messenger RNA. It is a transcript of the gene sbp1, whose product is annotated as Ran GTPase binding protein Sbp1. Bases 1 to 753 code for a protein of 250 amino acids. The record is from RefSeq and is a predicted model, not a curated record. Lineage: Eukaryota; Fungi; Ascomycota; Eurotiomycetes; Chaetothyriales; Trichomeriaceae. Gene Ontology annotation, cellular component: cytoplasm; nuclear pore. Gene Ontology annotation, molecular function: GTPase activator activity. The transcript has 3 exons. Gene Ontology annotation, biological process: nucleocytoplasmic transport.
AUGUCGGACUCUGUAGCCUCCAACGAGCCUCGUCUCGCCGAGCAGGAGACAAAGCUGGCCACGAACCCUAAAGGUACAGAAGACUCUACAAAGCCGGCUACCGAUACAACUGAAGAGAAGAGCGUUGUAAGCAAGGUAGCAGACACCGCUGCUCAAGCUGCUUCUGGUGUCAGUGCAUCAGUAUUUUCGAUGUUCGGUGGGGGUGCAAAGAAGGAGAAGAAACCAGAGGAGGAAGAGGUCGAUGAGCCAAGCGGUAGCAGCAAGGCUAAGAAGGCUGAUGACGACGACGAAAAGGCAGAGGAAGAGGAAGCAGAUGUCCACUUCGAACCAGUUGUUCAUCUUACACAGCAGGUCGAGACGAAGACGCACGAGGAAGCAGAAGAGCAGACCUUCAAAAUGAGAGCGAAGCUUUUCAAGUUCGAUAGAGAUUCGAGAGAAUGGAAAGAGCGCGGUACUGGUGACGUUCGCCUGCUAAAGCACAAGGAGAACGGCAAGACCCGCCUGGUCAUGAGAAGAGACAAGACCCUCAAAGUCUGCGCCAACCACUAUGUUACCCCAGAUAUGAAGCUGUCUCCCAACGUUGGCAGUGACCGAAGCUGGGUAUGGAACGUUGCUGCCGAUGUCUCCGAGGGUGAGCCGGAAGCACAGACUCUAGCUAUCCGAUUCGGCAACAGUGACAACGCAAAUCUCUUCAAAGAAGCCUUUAUCAAAGCCCAACAAGAGAAUGAAGCUCUUUUCCAAGACGAAAAAUAA